AUGUCUGGGCUGUUGACACCGCAGGCUUUGGCAACGGCUGGUCCGCUUGUCCUUGAGACCUUCUUCAAACACUAUCUCUUUCGUAAUCACUUGAAAGAUGAAGGUGAAGCUCGAGAGGAUCUCAUGUACGAUGAGGCUUUCGUACUUAUGAAAACGUUCAUGGAAAUAGCGACCAAGUACCCGCUGGCCGCUCUUCAACACUUUGGACUCGUCCGUACACCAGCACCACCGUGGGUCGGACUACACCGAGUCGUUAUCAAGCAUCAUACCCUCGAUAUGGCAGCCGAGUACCUUAUCGAAGCAUUUGGAGGUAAAGAAAUGGCCUACAAGAUCGCAGGCGGCAGCAAGUGGUGGCAGGUCAGAGCAGGACCAGGUGUGGAGGCCGAAUGGAUCAUCACGAAGAAAGAUUGGAAAGACUAUCAGGCUCGAGAGAGGGAUUGGAAGACAAAAGCGGAAAGCGAGCAGAUUGGACUGAUGCAAGAUGGAGGUCUGGACAAGGAUGGUGAAUUCCGCAAAGAAAUGGACGAGUUGAGGUGUAUGCUGUACAUCCACGGAGGAGCAUACUACUGGGGAUCCAUCAAUACACAUCGAUAUACCAUCUGGCGCUAUGCUAGGAAGAUGCACGGACGCUGCUUCGCGGUCAAUUAUAGAAAGGCACCUCAAUACCCAUUCCCUUGUGCGAUCCAAGAUUGCCUCGCAGCGUACCUGUAUCUCGUCAAACCACCGCCCGGGGCAAAACAUCGACCAGUCAGCCCAAAGAACAUAGUUGUCGCCGGUGACUCUGCUGGCGGAGGCUUAGUCCUCGCAUUGCUCCAAAUUCUGCGGGAUACGGAGGGCCUUGAUCUGCCCGCUGGUGCAGUCAUGAUCAGUCCUUGGUCCGAUUUGACUCAUAGCUUCCCUAGUAUUCUACAGAACACCGCCACAGACAUUGUUCCCCCGUAUGGGUUCUUACAUAAACCGUCCUCGUUGUGGCCGUCGCCGCCGCCCGACUUGACUGACGAAAUUCAAUCUCGACUGCGCACACGUGUCAAGGAGGGGAUUCAAAAGACACGAGAGACCAUGCGCGAGCGCCGAGAUACCAUCACCGCUAGGUUCACUGGUGCAGACGAAUCCUCUGCGGGCCUGGAAGCUCCCUUGUCGGCGCCGGACGAUCCUUUGACUGCACCCGCUCCCAAGGAUAUAGACAAGUCCGAUUUGACCAAUCCACCAAUCGAUUCCAUCUCGCCAGAUUCAGAUUCUCUUCAAGAUACCCAGACCAAAGUAAACAAAUCGAGUCCUGGUAGUGCGAAAGAUUCGACCGGUCCCGAUGACACGAUGCACCCGCUGACUGAGCGAGGAGUAGACGGUCAUCCACAACCUCGUGGCGAACCUCGUAUCAAUCCAAGUCGAAGCAAUCCUGGUCUCUUAUUCAAUCAAUUGCACGAAAGACGACCGGGCGAUACGUCAGCCGCCAAUACAACUCUAGCUCAAUGUGAUAUACCGCUGAGAUUGUAUACAGAGGACGAGGACAUAGAGAUCAAUACUCAAUGCCAGAUUUACGCCACAAACGCUCAGCUUUGCCAUCCUUGGGUCUCUCCGGUUCUUGGGUAUCUUGGUGGGUUGCCGCCACUGUUCAUCUGUGCAGGACAGAACGAGGUUCUCAGGGAUGAAAUCGUAUACGUAGCUCACAAAGCUGCACAUCCAUUCGACCACCCAAUAAGAGACGACGUCAAGGCCCUCUGCCCAUCGCUCAAUGGCAUAGAGAAGCGCUAUGGACCGACCUAUGUCCACCUGCAAGUGUACGAUGGCUGCUGUCAUGAUCUCGCCUUGUUCUCCAUGACAAAACCAGCCCGAGGGCUAUUCCGAGCCAUUGCAUCCUUCGCCCGAUAUGUCACACCUCAAGCUCCUGGAUCUUUGGCGAUCUCGCGGACGUCUGACAUUCCAGUUGCGGAGAGCCGCCGUGCCUCGUCAAGUGAUUACUCGACGAAGGCUGCUGAGUGCGAUCUCAGGACACAGUCAAAGUUCAUCGAGGAGACCUCGAACCAAGGACCAGAAACGGACCGAAUCCUAACAGAGGCAUUGACGGAGAAGCCUGAUUCAGGGUUAUCUUCCCCGAUUCACAGUUCUGCGAAGUCUUUGGCCAGAUUACCCAUGACCGAGGUCCAGAGUACCCAGUCGUCGCAAGCAAGCGGCUACGAGACUCCCUUCAAUACAUCCUCAAGACCUUAUACCGUCCCGUUGCCGCGAACUGCGCCAGCUCCAGAUCGAGGAGUUUCCGGAGACGAUGCUGGACCCAGAUUUGGCGACGAAGAGGACGACCUCGCCAAUCGAGAUAGUCGAGCGGCUCCGGGUACAGCGGGAUACUCGGGAGUGUAUCGGGGCCAAGAUGCAUUCACCAACUACAUGAUCCGCGAGCGGGUAGCGGUCGAUGGCAAAUGCCGCCCCCUCGAGCCUGAAUCCAAAUUGGCCGCCAUGACCAUGCCUCGAGAUGAGAUUGGAUGUAUCAAGGAGGGCGCUGCUUUGCGAUAUCUCAAUGGUCAAGCACUGUGGGAUAAGAAAUUCAAACACGCCAUCAAGACUGUUCAACGACAUCGCAAAAAGAAUUUGAAGCAGGCGAGGGAGAAGGAUAGCAAAAAGAUUCGCGACAUGUGGGCUGAACGAGCAAAAGAGGCCAGGGCAAAGCACUUGCAUGCUCCUUCUGACUCUCAAUCAUCAACGCGAACCAGCUCAGAUAUGGAGACGGAUGGCUGGGAAACAAAUGAUGAGUCUGCAUUGCCAGAACGACACCAUCGUCAUCAAUUUGGACACGCGGAUAAAGCUUUGAACAUUCCUGAAAACAUGUUAGACAAGAGUUGGAGUUGGAAGUGGGCUUUAGAGGACGAAGCUCCGCCUCCGAGUGCAGUCGUCAGCCGGCGGGACUUUGGAGAAGCACGUCGAUUGGCCCUUAUGGCAGAUAGGAUGGACUCGGAGCAUGCGUCGCCCGUCCAUGGCCUGUCCAUUUGGGUCGGGCUCGCUGCGUUCUUCUCCAGUUCUUCGGAUCGUAGUCGAGCACAUGAAGCACUACAAGGUGCGCACGAUGCCAAAAAGGCCGAGAAAGAGGCGAAGCGGAAUCAAGGAUCGGCAUCGGAUCAAGGGCACGGAGACGGGUCAAAGAGUCACGGUGUGACGGGCGGGAUGAAGCGACUGGGCAAGGCAUUAGGUAUCAAAUCGGCAAAGCAUGAGUAG
Messenger RNA from Kockovaella imperatae, 3204 nucleotides. RefSeq lists its product as hypothetical. Lineage: Eukaryota; Fungi; Basidiomycota; Tremellomycetes; Tremellales; Cuniculitremaceae. Gene Ontology annotation, molecular function: hydrolase activity. The transcript has 16 exons. The record is from RefSeq and is a predicted model, not a curated record. The coding region runs from base 1 to 3204 and encodes 1067 amino acids.